AGGAUCAAUAUACCUUCUUUUCUAGAGCGAGAAAUUACUCAUCAAACGCCAUGGAUUCUCAGAUCUAUGGCGUCCCCAAUCUUCUUUACUUCACCCUUUUCACCUUUCUUGUCCUCGUUACUUCUGCAUUGCCGGAAAGUAAUACUCCGGCCAAGCCGUCUAGCUCCGGUACCCAGAUCAACUCCAACUCGGUUCUUGUUGCCCUUUUGGAUUCUCACUACACUGAGCUCUCGGAGCUGGUGGAGAAAGCCCUGUUGUUGCAGACUCUUGAAGAAGCUGUUUCCACGCAUAAUAUUACCAUUUUUGCUCCAAGAAAUGAGGCCCUGGAGAGGGAUUUGGACCCGGAGUUCAAGCGGUUUUUGCUCGAGCCCGGAAAUCUGAGGUCCCUCCAAAAUCUGCUGCUUUUCCACAUGAUCCCCACUCGCAUUGAGUCCAAACACUGGCCCGUGGAGCUGAAUAAGAAGCCCGUUUAUCAUUCUAGCCUCUGCCCUGAUGCCAGUGAUGAGAAGAUCCUACUUAAGGAGAAAAAUGGGGAAAAGAUUGUGAGCAUGGCCAGGGUUAUUAAAUCGGAUGAUAUCAUUCGCCCCGACGGAAUCAUUCACGGCAUUGAGAGGCUGUUAAUUCCCAAAUCCGUCCAACAAGAUUUUAACGCCCGGAGAAGCUUGAGGGCCACCUCCGCCGUCCUGCCGGAGGGCGCGCCGGUAGUUGACCCCAGAACACACAGGCUGAAGAAACCCGCCCCACCUGUCCCCGUCGGCGCUCCUCCGGUCCUUCCCAUUUACGACGCCAUGGCCCCCGGUCCGUCACUGGCUCCGGCGCCGGCUCCCGGACCCGGUGGUCCACACCACCACUUCGACGGUGAGAGUCAGGUGAAGGACUUCAUCCAGACUCUCCUGCAUUACGGCGGGUACAACGAAUUAGCUGAUAUUCUCGUGAAUCUGACCUCACUGGCUUCUGAAAUGGGAAGAUUGGUCUCCGAGGGUUAUGUGCUAACAGUGUUGGCACCAAAUGAUGAGGCCAUGGCGAAGCUAACAACAGACCAGUUGAGCGAGCCCGGAGCACCGGAGCAAAUUAUGUAUUAUCAUCUGAUUCCGGAGUAUCAAACGGAGGAGAGUAUGUACAACUCGGUGAGGAGAUUUGGGAAGGUGAAGUACGAUACUCUGAGACUGCCCCACAAGGUGGUGGCGGAAGAGGCUGAUGGGUCGGUGAAAUUCGGGCAGGGAGAAGGGUCCGCGUAUCUGUUUGACCCGGAUAUAUACACCGAUGGGAGGAUUUCCGUUCAGGGGAUUGACGGGGUUCUGUUUCCGCCGGAGGAAAGUAAGGUUGCGCCGACAGCUGCCCCUGUUGCUAAGGUUGUCUCCAAGCCAAGAAGAGGGAAGCUGCUGGAAAUGGCAUGCACCUUGCUUGGGACUGUUGGCCAGGACUCUCAUUUCUCUAGCUGUCAUUAAAUCUUCAUACUCUGCCAAAAAAAAU
Molecule: messenger RNA, 1473 nt
Organism: Sesamum indicum (sesame)
Lineage: Eukaryota; Viridiplantae; Streptophyta; Magnoliopsida; Lamiales; Pedaliaceae
Product: fasciclin-like arabinogalactan protein 17
Source: RefSeq, a predicted model, not a curated record